Messenger RNA from Nylanderia fulva, 4414 nucleotides. RefSeq lists its product as uncharacterized. Gene Ontology annotation, biological process: regulation of transcription by RNA polymerase II; cell differentiation; anatomical structure morphogenesis. Lineage: Eukaryota; Metazoa; Arthropoda; Insecta; Hymenoptera; Formicidae. Gene Ontology annotation, molecular function: DNA-binding transcription factor activity, RNA polymerase II-specific; RNA polymerase II cis-regulatory region sequence-specific DNA binding. The record is from RefSeq and is a predicted model, not a curated record.
GAUCGCGGGUACUCGGCGUGCCUGGGCGUGCGCUCUCGGGGGGUCUCUUCCCCAAAUUGCGGAAUAACCCAAUCCUAGGAUUCGUCGAAAACACCGAGAAAACAGUGUUUAAAAUCCGAAUUCGUUGUCAUCUAGAAUGUUGUGAUAUACUGUGACACGUGUGCGAUAACAAACCCCAGCGUAGACUCAGGCCUCGGCCGACCGCGGGAUCCCGUGGUUGGGUCCGAUGGAGAUCCUCGUUCCCACGAGAAAGCAGCUACUAUUCUCGUGCUCCCGGCGCCGAUUCGUGAUUUGGAAGAUGCUGGCGCGCGUGUAUCGGCGAAUAUCUCGGAAAGUGUCGAACGACGCGUAGCAAGGGUGAACGUUGCUUCGUUCCAGACGGACGGGUGGUGACACGUUAAAGACACUAAUUUAACUCCUCGAAAUUGCGUCGAUCCAUCGGCGCACGUCGAUGAUGCCGCGACCCUCGCGCGAUACUUACGGUGACCAGAAACCGCCGUACUCCUACAUAUCGUUGACGGCGAUGGCGAUAUGGUCGUCGAGGGACAAGAUGCUGCCGCUUGCUGAGAUUUACAAGUUCAUCGCCGACCGCUUUCCGUAUUACAGAAAGGACACGCGACGAUGGCAAAACUCUUUGAGGCACAAUUUGUCCUUCAACGAUUGCUUUAUCAAGGUGCCGCGUGGUCCCCAUCGGCCGGGAAAGGGAGCCUACUGGGCGCUGCAUCCCGCCGCAUUAUCCAUGUUCGAGAACGGCUCGCUCCUCCGCCGUCGAAAGCGUUUCAAGCUGCACAAGCCGGACAAGGAGCUGCUGAAGUCCGAGUUGCAGGCGCUCGCCUCGGCGAUGCCGCCGCCGUUGCCACCGCCGCCACCGCCGCCGCCGCAACCGCAGCCGCAGCCGCACGCCGCGGAAUCGGCGGUCUCGUCGACCGGGAUCGUCGGGAACACCGGCGGCGCGACCUGUCCCGGUGGCAACGGGGGUCUCAGCCUAGCGAAUCUCCAUCGUCUGCGGGACGAUCUCUUACGUUGGGAGAUGCAGGAGAGGCGGAUGAUGGUCGCGAAUCACGGCGACUUCGCUGGCGCGGCCAGCUUCGGUCGUUUCGACGGCACCUCCGGUCUGCCGGCCGGCCCGGCCGCGCCGGAGGCCGUCACCGCCGGCUACUACUUGCUAUCACCAGAGGUCAGGCAGAGACUGACGGGCGGCGCUGACGGCGGCAACGAGAUUCUCAGGACAUACGAGGCGGCCGCGUUGCUGCACUCCGCCGCGUCCUGGAACUUCUCCGGCUUCCCGACGGUCUCGCCGUCGUACGCGGUGUCGCAGCUGCCGUAUCUUCAGCAGACCGCCGUCAGCAGGUCGCAGACCAUUCAUCCGGUGACGCGAGAGAUCAGGGACGAGCGUCGGACGAGUGAUCGCGCGCUGGAGAAUGGACCGGUAAUGACUGGCGGCAGAGACAACGAAGCGGUCUUCGCGGGUGAGAAUACUUACGAGCUUACUGGCUAUAAUCGCGAUAAAUUAGCCGAGGAGGAGCCACUUUCGUCGCCCUCAUCCUCAUCCUCGUCGUCCAGAAUGAAUCUCUAUCGGAGCGUCGCCGUGACCGCCGCCACCGUCGCCGCAUCGUCGCCACCUACGUCGCCAAUCUCGCCGAAUUCGCACGCGUCCAAGUCGUCUUAUCGCCAUCUGUCACCUAUUUCGAGCCUGGUGGUGGAGGUCGAACGUACCCAAUUGCCCUCCGGCCCUCGCGAGGACCCGGUCGCGGCUACGGUCGUUCUAACUACGAACACGGAGAAGAGAGUGAAAAAACCGUUCACCAUUGAGAACAUUAUCGCGCCUGAUGAUAAUAACGAAAGUAGCAGCGACGGCGUUGGUGGCGUUGGCGGCAAUACUGUUAGUGUUGGUGACGAGGAGAUUGCCUCGAGAUUGCCCGACGAAUCGAUCGCGAAGAAGUCUUCGCUCCUCGUGCCGAGACCGCUCUACGCUGGAUACACGAUGUCGAUCGCGACCGCGGGAGUUCAGAGGCCUUCGUACGGCACGGCUACCUGAAUCACCCGUCCGUCGUUUUGAUCAGACUGCAUGAACCGCAAGUUCACGAAACAUCCGUUUCCAAGAUUCGGAAUGACGUCUUUUCGACGUAUCCUCCACAUAGACUCCAGGAUGUUUUACGCCGUCUGUGUACACACCGUGUCUUCACUUAUCUAAUAUUCAUCAAAAAAGAAAAAGGGAGAACCCAGAGAACAUUUUCAACCUAUUCUAAUGAAAAGAGAGACGACGGUCCAUCGUUACAGCUGAAUCAGAUCCAAAGAUAUAUACUAGAUCUGAUAAUAAAGUUCAAACACUCAUCACGGUACCAUUGCUAUAUCUCAUUGGUGAUUAUCACUGUGAUCUCCUGAUUAUGAAGUAGUCCCCUUGUGAUUCCUAAAGCUAUAAACCAAUGCCAAUGCCUUUUCCACCCUUCAAAGCAGUUUUAGAACUAUUGUGAUAUGGUCUUCAAAGCUGCCGUGUUAUUUCCGUACGAGUUAAAGAGUUUUCGAUCCGAAGCAAAUAACAGUAUUGAAACAAUUCUUUUUUUAUUCCCAAAGGAAUCUUUGAAAGAAGUGCUCUUUGAUCAUAUUGAUGACAUUAAGAGUAACAUGACAGCAGCUCUGAAGACCAUUUUACAACAACAAUUCCAAAACUACUUUCAAGGAAAGGUGUUAACGGUGUGUAUCUUCCCAAGAGGACUAUUUUGAAGGGGACUACAGUGAUAAUCAGCAAUAAAAUAUGUAGCAAGUGUAUCGUGUUGAGUUGGUAAAUUUUAUUGUUAGAUCUAUGUGUAUGUAUUAAAUUAUCUCUCUAUUAUCAUUAAAAAUGUGUGAAAAAGUUCGUUUCGAUUUCGAUUAGAUAAGCAAAGGCGUAAUAUAUGUGGUACUUAUCCGUCAAAAAGGAUCCGCGAAACUUGGAAUCUCUUUGAAACAUUUUUCUGAAAAAUUGCUGCUUACGACUUCUCGAAUUCUGUCGUAAGUGUCAUAUUAAACGAAACGAUGCGACGAGAUUCAAAAAACGAAACGAUCGCGCGGAUACUUUUUGCUUUAAUCGCGACGCAAUCGAUCGGAUGUGAUCAAUAUGAUCCUCUGUUCAAUUCGCCGCGAACAGCAGACGUGAUGCAAAUAUAAGGAGACAUCGUAUAGACAAUGCGUUAGAGUUCCUCAUUUCGUAAAUACCGUCUUCUUUUAUCGAGAGAUCUUUGCUUGCUGUUAUUGGUUUUCGUCGCAAGAAUCGCUUGGUCUCGAGAAACUUACGAGCAGUUAACAAUUAUAGUUACUCGUAAUCUACUACGGCUAUUUUAUGACACGCGAAGGCGGUCAUCAGUUGAUUAUUGUCAACCGCGAAACUCGGAAAAUAUGUAAGUAACUAAUUAGACGAUCUCUAAAUGAUUAGGCGCAGGCGCGAGCAUGAGACACCAAUGUUAGGUAUAUACAAGAAAAUUAACAAUAUAAAAUUACUUUACAUUUCUUAUAUGAACCGUUUAUUUUGAAAGUGGUGUAAGUCAAUUUUCGAGAAAAUUGAUAAUAUUGUUGCUAUGGUUACAAAUUGAGGUUAAGUUUUCGUUUAAAAGAAAUUUCAAGAGAAACAAGGAAAAGUGGAUUUAUACUAUUUUCAAAAUAAAUGGUUCAUGUAUGAAUAUUAAAGUAUUACUUUUAUAUUAUACCUAUGUUUAAUUGGAGUAUUUUAUAUAAAAGGAACAAAGUGCCAAAGAUUUGAUCAAUCAAAGAAAUCUCUACAGAACUCUUACAAUUCAAAAAUAUUUACGUAAAGAAAAACGUAUUAUACAUAUUUUUAAUAAUCCAGCAACAGACAAUGAACCUAUAUUAAUUUGCUUUUUUUGUAAAAAUGUAAAUACAUAUACUUAUAGAUUAAUAUAUAAAUAAUUUAUUGACAGCACUAAAUUUUAAGCAAUUCGCAACCAUCAGUUUGAGGAAUAGAUUAAGAUUCACAUUGUUAGACUGUAAAUUAUUUUUACAACAUUAAGUCUCCUACAUUGUGUAUUCUUUGCAUGAAAUAAUAAUAAAUCUUUUCUUUUGAAUAAAUUUCUCCAAAAAAUGAUAUUUUAGAUUUAUAUUAUCUAAAUAUGAACAUGCGAAAACGCUUGUUUCCUUUUAUAUAAAAAAUGUCCAAUUAAUAGUCUCGAUAUAAAAAAUUUGUAAAAUUUCAAAUUGCAUCAUCAUCCAGAUUUUCGCAAUGCUACCAAAUGCGAUUAUAUUGAUUAAAUUAUUCAAAAUCUCGUGUUCCUUAAAAGAAGAGGCUGCUCGUUACAUUCGUAUAUUUGCGCAUCCAUCUGUAUUCUAUACUCACUCGAGUAAAAAACGAUUUGUAAAUGUAGAAACGAUUAGUAGCGAAAUAAAUUAUUGUAUAUACGUAGAAUAAGGAUAUAUCUACAAA